AUGAAGAUCAUAUCUACCUUUCUCAACCUCAUCACCAAGCUAAAUUACCAUCCUGACCGAAAAUCAUCAGCGUUGUGCCAAUCUAUAACAGUGACGCCUCCUAAUCCUCAUCAUCUUGGAGUAAUUGCCAAAGCCUCAGCAAAAGCAAGCCCAGCUGUGACUCUAUGUUGUCUCGCCGGAGCCUGGGGCGAGAUGACUGAGAGAGUAAAACAAAUCAUCGAUCCAUUUGACAAGACAAGCCAAGCUCAAGUCCGCGCACUAAUCAAGCGGAAUCAUCAGGGCGAGGUAGUGUGGAUGGUGAUCGAUCCGAAUAAUCUGGCUCAUCAUCGUGCUGUCGCAUAUGCGUUUUCUCAAGGCAAAUACGGAGCUACACGUCCGAAUUUCGAUUUUGAGAAUACCUGUAGUCAGGAAAUGGCGUUGAUGGCGUUCUACACAAGUAAAAGAGCUGUGAAUUCUGAGUUUUAUGUGUGCAAGAUGAGGGCCCAGGGAAGGGAACCUCGACUCUCGAAUUAUAGUAUGUCACCCCGCAACGAUGAGAUUCCGAAUACUAUCCAUGGACUUGCAGCAGACACUGGAAUGGCAAUUCGGGCCAUGGACAGAGAGCAGAAUUCGGAUCCAAAUGCGAAUUUCGGCAGAUUUGUCCUCCGCAACGCAGCGGAAUUGACAAACGCAGACAUCACUGCCUUGUCUUCAGGAGUCAACGAUCUCAUUACCCUAGCACAUAGAGAGGCCUGUCUUCAUCGAGAAGAAUUCCUAAACAGCAUAUUUUUCAACUGGAAUACUUCAUGCCGAUCCCUCGGAGUCCCGCCAAAACUUCCUGGCAGAAUCGAAUCAGAUGCAAGCAUUGUAUGCGGAUCCUGGAGAACAGAUUGCUAUUCGUAUACCGAACGCAGGAAAGCAAAAGCCGCAAGUAAAUUGCCUAGCGAGAUGGGUUUUCCAGAAAGAACUGCUGUUCAGAAAGCUGGCGCCGAGGUACUAAUAUACGUAAGACCAGGCAUUGUUGCGCCGAAUGUUUGUUUUGUCGAUCGACGUAAGCAGUUUGGGCUGGAGGACAAUAUCGCGUUUCGUGCAGGUACUUAUGGUGAUUUUUUGAGAUUAGCAUUGAGAAAUAUUGAUCACAGAGAUGGCGACAAUUGCCGUAGUGCAAACGCGACUCUGUUGAUUUGGCUGCCGAGACGCAGAUUAUGUCGUUGGUAUUCGUCUCAGGAACCUGUUACUUGGGAUCAAUCGGGCGAAUAUAGUGUGCUAGAAGAUGAGGCUAUCUUUCAGCCGAGAAGACCUUUUCGGUGUUACUUUCAGGUGUUUAAUUCCGCAAAGAGGGAAGGAAUGGGUAUGAGAGAUGCGACUGCUGGAGAUAAUUACUAUCCAAAGUGA
Molecule: messenger RNA, 1374 nt
Organism: Botrytis byssoidea
Lineage: Eukaryota; Fungi; Ascomycota; Leotiomycetes; Helotiales; Sclerotiniaceae
Exons: 1
Coding region: 1-1374 (457 amino acids)
Source: RefSeq, a predicted model, not a curated record